UUCUGCUAUCCACCAUGAAGAAACGCACGGGCUUCCAGGUCGCGACGCUAAAAUCGCCUCCUCCGCAGGAGAAGCAAGCUGAGGAAAAGAAGACGCCGACGAAAGCGCCUAGCGGUUCUUCGAGUUCAUCCAGCUCAGGCUCCUCAAGCUCAAGCUCCGACACAACAGCAGCUGUGACAAAGGAAUGCAAGGGAGACGAAGUUACAUCCGUGCCACGACCUCCUUCUGUAGAUGGUGCGACGAAUCAGGCACCAGAGCCAUCAAAAUGCUCGACUCCUG
Messenger RNA from Closterium sp. Naga37s-1, 279 nucleotides. Lineage: Eukaryota; Viridiplantae; Streptophyta; Zygnematophyceae; Desmidiales; Closteriaceae. The record is from the annotation of a GenBank genome assembly.